Messenger RNA from Toxoplasma gondii ME49, 8393 nucleotides. Its product is annotated as CBS domain-containing protein. Lineage: Eukaryota; Apicomplexa; Conoidasida; Eucoccidiorida; Sarcocystidae. The transcript has 10 exons. Gene Ontology annotation, cellular component: intracellular membrane-bounded organelle. Bases 599 to 4129 code for a protein of 1176 amino acids. Gene Ontology annotation, biological process: magnesium ion homeostasis. The record is from RefSeq and is a predicted model, not a curated record.
GCGCAACGUCGCAUGACUCGACACGGAACAGCUGUAUUUUACGCACUGCUGGUACAAGGCCCGAGGGCAGAUUAUUCUUAUAUUCGAUUGAUUGUUCUCAUGUGUGCUUAAGACGAUUUUGUAAAGCUGCCAAUUUUCUUGUGGACCGAGCAACAGUUCAUUCAGCAAGAGCGAGGGGGACAUCGCAGUAAAUCUGCCUCCGUUGAGCGUGACUCUCCGCUAUCGUGUGUUCGUCGCUAGGUAGUGGCAAUGUUGGCCCCUGCUUGACAUUUUCCUGGUGGUCCCUACAAUAUGGUUUGAGACUCGGAGCCGAAAGUAUUUCGCGCCGUCUGUCGGGCCCCGUUCCCCAAUGCAACGCAGUUCAGGGCAUAUCGUUCGCGCGCGGACGAAACGCAGCGUUUUUUCCUCUUGAGAAACUCAACGGUUUCCCUUUUUUACAAGAUUGUUACAAGGUUCUUGUGAAUGACACCUUUGCACAGUUAAGGGGCCGGUAUCCCCACGGUUUUCCUGAUCACCCACGAUACAAACACACUUUCUGGCAACCUCACCAGUUUCUCGCGUUGCAUUUCUCGCAAAGUAGCGUCAUAAGUUGAGCGUGAUGAGGGGCCGACGUCAGAGGCAAAGACCCAGGAAGUGUCUUUGUCUCAGCAGUUUCCCAUCCGCGAAAUUUCAUAGGUCCUGCACAGGACAAUCCUUUCUAGGGAAAGUAGAUUCCCCUGUCCGUCCAUAUGCUAGGAACUCGGCUGGUGUUGCCCUUUCCAGUACAGCUUCUUUACCUUCUCCGUCUUUUGCUUUCUCGUGCUUUCUUUCCGCUCCUCCCUGCGGCAUCGAAAGCGAACCGCUUUCCCGUAAGGCGCCGCAGCUCUCUUGUGGGGCUCUGCGUAGGGCAGCGCGUUACUUGCGCAGUCCUCUGCGUUCUGCGCCGUCUGUUUUGUUCACUCUGUUUUUCGUUGUCUCUCUUUCUUCCCCUUUCUUCCGUCUCGGGGUCUUGCCCUCGUUCUUAGGUAACGAGCGAGUGACCCUCACAGGGGGCUCUUCGGGGCGCCCCUCUCCGGAGCCUCAUGCACUCGCCGCCACUGCAACACCCGCUACAAACAGCCUGUUUGGCCACGGCCUGGAGACAGGCGCUUUAUUGACAGAGACACGAAACGAAGGGACGGAGCGAGAGCACAGACGCAAACAUGCAGGCGACGCCGGACCAGGACAUGCAAGAGGAGCGCAGGUAUCUGUGGCGCAGGCCAAUCCUUUCCGCGGUUCUGCGAAGGGAGGAAGCGGGGAAAGGGCGGUCGAUUCCCGCUCAGACGAUGGAGAGGGAGACGCAGACAACCCACUGUUUCAUUCUCCGUACUGGCAGGCGGCCGCUGUCUCCGGAAAAGCUCCACUGGAGGCUGCUGAUGUGCUUCUGCCGUGGGGGUCAGAGAGGGUGGAUACCCGCAGAGUCGAACAUGCGAACCCGAGCCGUCGAGAGAAGGGCGGCGAAGAGGUGUACGUGGUGACCGAACGGCCGCAAACUGCCCCUUCCUCUUCGACAAGCACAUCUGCGCCUACCUCGAGCGAGGAGAAAGAGGACGGGCAUUCACCAGGACACAGGAAAGAAGCGAAGCUGUCACCGUUUUGGAGGACAGUUUAUGCUGCGGUCACGGUCGGUCUUAUAGGCGUUGCUGGCUUGGCAAGCGGGCUGACGACAGGGUAUAUGGCGUUUGAUGAGCUCCAGCUCCUCGUGCUACAGGAAACAGGUUCUCCCCGAGCACGGCAGCAGGCGGAAACCGUGUACCGCAUUGUUCAAGGGAAUCGGCACCAACUCCUCGUGACUCUGCUUCUCUGCAAUUCACUCGCCAUGGAAGCGCUCCCUCUCUUCCUCGACCGCCUUCUCACGCCUGUCCUGGCUGUCCUCAUUUCAGUCACUGCAAUUCUUUUUGUGGGAGAGAUUCUGCCUCAGGCUCUGUGCACAGGAAAAUACCAGCUGCCAAUUGCCGCGGCACUGGCACCCACUGUGCGGUUGCUCAUCAUUGUCUUCGCGCCCAUCGUGUACCCGACCAGCAAACUCCUUGAUCGUUUCGUCAGGACAGAACAUCGGACGCACCUAUAUGCUCGCUCCCAUCUUAAGGCAUUAAUUGGUUUACACCAGAAGGACCGUCGGAGCCCUCUGUUGCUUCAGCACAGCAUAGAUCAGCGCCGGCAAGAGCGUCUCCCCACGGCAGAGGGUGAUUCGUCGUCGCGGCGAACUCGACGACCUUCUUCAGGGCAGGAUGAUGUCACCGGUGGAACCAUGACUGCCAUGGCACUUGCUGUGCCGGACGCCGGCGAAACACCAGGCAGUUUCGCACGAACGGCACAAGACAGGCAAGGGGGCGCGGCAUAUUCCGCUUCUCGCCAGGGCGACGAAGUUCGAAAGUUAGAAGGCGCCACAGCAACAGAUACGCCUACUCCCCGGAGCGUGGGCGAAGGGCGAGGACUCGAACAGAGGCCAGUCAGAGAGAGCUCAACGAUGGGAGCGCGUUUCAGUGCCGGAGAUCGCAGGCCUGUCUCCCCUCAGAACCGAUCUCCUAUGCGGAACACAGAAGCCGAAGGAGAGACUCGAGAUGGAGCUUUACAAGGCGGUAGCCUACACCCGUCGAUGCAGCAAGCUGGAUUGCACGCGCCAGGAUGGAGCGACAACGGGGAACCGGAGGGAGCCACACACAAGACGCGGGAAGAUCUGGGGAAAGCAGUCGGACUGCAUCGAGACGAAGUUCUCAUUAUGCAAGGCGCUCUGGAUAUGGCUUGCAAGAGUAUAUGCGACUUCAUGGUCCCCCUUCAUGACGUCUACAUGCUCGAAUGUUCGAUGCGACUGACCCGCGAACUUCUGGUUGAUGUUUUGCGCAAAGGUCAUUCGCGUAUUCCGGUCUAUGAGGGGCGCCGCUCUAAUGUCCGAGGCGUGCUUCUUGUGAAGAGUCUCAUCCUUAUUGAUCCAAAGGCAGGCAUCAGGAUCCGCGACCUGAUGCGCGGUCGCACUUUCCGACGUUUGUGCACGCCCCUGUUCGUCGCCCCUUCUGUCAACCCGUACCAACUUCUUAAUGAAUUUCAAGAGGGCCGCUGUCACUUAGCGUUUGUGACCAAUGACGUCGCAACCUAUCAGCAUGCAUGGAAGCAGGACGUCGACGUUCCUACAACUGCGGAUCUUCUGGGGAUUGUCACUCUCGAAGAUGUGAUAGAGGAGCUCAUUCAAGAGGAAAUCAUGGAUGAGUUUGAUAAACGCAUGACAGGCGUAGGGCCCUCUGCUGCUCGCGCUAUGCGCUCGGCAGGCAGUGGUCAUUCUGGAGUCCUUUCGUCGACACCAGGAGCAUCGCGGUUUCCUGCGAUGGACACCUCGGCAUUCCUUGGUCUAGAGCCCCCGCGCCACGAGUCGGGCAGCGAACUUUCCGAUAGAUUGGGCACACGCUCAAACACAGAUGCUUACCUUCCUCUUGCGCGAGCUUCUACCACUCUAAGUCGUUUCGCAUCUCUUUUCGCUUUGGAAGAGGCUGCCUCGUGCGCAUCCCCUUCAGCCCCGUUUAUUAGAACUCCCCCACAUCUUGGGAGUCGUGCCGCCCUUCUCUUCACUGCUGGCGAUCGAGCGCCAGGGCCAAGCAAGGGAGAUCAAGGAGAAGACCACCCGGAAACGAUUAACGGGAACAAAGUGGGAAAAAGACUGUGUAAGUCAAAAACGUCGGAAUGUCCUUUUCAAGGAGUACGUGCUGAUGGGGCAGGAGCGGCCGCCGGGCUCACAGAUGGGUCCUCAUGCUCAAGCUCGGCGGCACAUGAUUCUAAUGGUUCACGUAGUGUUUGCUCUGGAGGGACCGCUUGCGAAGCGGACUCGUUGAUAGAAGAUCGUCCAUUCUCUCCGGGGAAACAAGAGGUGCAUCGACUGCGUUCGGAAAUGAAAGGCUUUUCUGAAUCGCCAGCCUCUUUGUUGUUGUCCCCAGAUACAUCUGUAUCUGGAGUAAUGUCGCCCAAACGACAGUGCGAAGUCUCAUCCGGCACACACCUGGGUUCAGCAGGAGAGGUGAUUUCGCCGGAAGUAUGUGCCAGAGAAGCACUGGGUGAUCACAGUUUUCCUUCGUCACAAACUCCAGGAGGUCGCCGAGCUCAGCGACGUCGCUCCAUGUAGGUAUCUGGUAAACUUUCUAUCAGUCCAGGUCGCGUCAGUGUUUGUACUGAGGAUGGGCUGCAAGGACGACAAAGGAUACCCGAGUCUGAGCAACUGGAUAAAGGCAGAGAAGCAGAGAAACACAGUAACAAGGCGAUAUACAGAAGCAGCGAAGACGUGCUUCUCUAGGACAUCAGCCGUCUACCUGGUGCUAUGUUCGGGAUGGACAGUCGAAAGGCAAAAGUGGUACAUGAAGAGAGGGAUCAGGCGGUCGAACGAAAAUAGGCAAACCUAUGGAGACCGCGACCACUGGUCUCUGUACGAAAGUAAACAGCGAGCGUUGUGCUACUGAACAUAAAAACAACGUCCAGAUGCCCUCGCCGACGGAGGGCAAACACAAAGAAGUACGCAUAGGCUGCGGCGAAUGGAUUAGCAUCGUACUGGGAUGACAGAGAAGACGGAACGAACACCCAAGGGCGACGCAGGUACCGGGGAGGGUAAGAAAGCAGAAACACGAAAACUUUGGAAAAGGAGGGACCAAAGCAUCAGAGGGAAGAGAGUGAGCAGGCACUGGCAGAGGGACGUUCCUCCAGAAAUGCCGAUUCUAAGAUUGCGCUAAGACCCUUGGCGCAAGAUAGGACGGACGUUGUAGGCCCUUGCACUAGUGGGGGAGAUAGUGGGAACAAACCAGAUGAAUUCGCUGAAGAAUGAGCACGUAGCAAAGCGAACUAGCGGUGUCGCGACGCUGGCGUAUGGUGACGCUAAUUGCCAGUAGCUUUAUAGUACCACAGAGAAUAUCCAAUAGCAGGAGCGUCACACGGAACUUUUUACCGCAUCACCGAGGUAAAGGGUUUUUGAUCGGGUCGCAAGAUUGUAACAUAUGAGAGUUGUGGAAGCCCAAUGUAUCCAGUUUUCUUAUCAAAAUCGUGGCUCUGAAGGGAGCCUUGGCGUAACAAUGGUGCUGCUUCCAGCCUUCGGGAUAACACAGCCGGACAAGAAAUUUCAUCUGUUGCAGCACGAAGUGACAGGCUAGAUAUCCUGUCAUAAACGGGUUCUUUUUUCUCGGGUUCUCUUCGUUGGCGAGCGCGGAUGUCUCUUGUUAGUGAUCCUUAGUUCUGAAAAGGCAACUAUUAAUGAAGGGAAUCACCUCAGAAUGCAAACCUAGGCCGCACAGGUGUUUGCAAGAACUGUGGUAAAAGAUUGUCGAGCGGUUGCCGUGAGUAUAUGAUUACUCUACUCGGUAAGGAAUAAUGUAUCUGCAGCAGGUCAGCGGGGUGGUGGUGCAUAGCAAUCAUAAAGAACUAUCAGGAUGGUAAAAAAAUGAAUACUUGUGCAAUUUUCCCCCAUCACUGGUGUCAGAUACUGGUAUUUCUAUCUGGCGGGGUCUGGCUACAGGCUCACGUCAACACAGUGUGAAAGAUUGCUUUUAUUUUGAAGGAGGAAAGUUUUAGUUCUAUGUGUUAAACAGCUUCAACGUCCAGACAUGUGAAAAUGCUUUCAUGUCCAGCCCAAAGCCCCUCGCUUCGGCGUUGUCCGUGCUAAUAAUCUGUGGAUUUGCACAUCGCAUUCAUGUUCUAGGCUGUCAAAAACGUUUCCUGCCAAUGGAGAAUGAAAAUAACGAGGGAACAACUAAGGUGGCCCCGGAACUCGAAAUGUUCGUAGGCGCCGCUGCGGUGCUCACCGCGUUUUCACUGGGUGCAGCAAACUGGGAAAUGCGUUAGAUACAAUCAAGUACUUCUAGUGUAUUCAAUGACUGACUCACCACAAUACGUGGGUAGUUUUGACUCUUGUGCAGCACAGAAAACUCACUGUUGUUGCAAUAGAUAUUCCGUACAGUACCUCAUGAUAAAAGAUUCCCGGCUUAUCAUGUGCAGUGGGCCAGUUUCGCGAAUGAGGUCUCUGCCGAAAACGCAACACGUCCGAUUGGUUCUGUUUUCUGCAUCUUUUUUGUAAUCUUACUUAAGGGGUAGUGCCGGAGCGAUGAUUUUCUUGCCCCGAAUGGAGGCAUAAGAGCACUCGAGACGCAUGGUCUCGCUCCUUUUUCUUCAUUCAUUUACGGGUCACAAUUCGGAUCCUCCGCUUAUUUCUAAAUGCCAGGUGCUGUACGUACCGAUACAGCACGAACACGUGUACAUGAUACGCAAUGGAAAAGCCUCUCUCGCUUUUUCGAAAAGCUCCCGUAAGGGCGGCGACUGGAUGUGAUCGGAAGGUUGCAGGGAAUUAUGUGGAGUUCGUUUCCACCCGUAUGCUGACUGCUUCAGUGUGAAUAUGAAGGAGAACGGAAAGAACGACGCGAUCUACUGAUAGUUGGGGCACCACUGCUAUAUCGGACAGUUGGACUUAAGCGACGCCCGGUUGAUCAAUAAUGAAAUUGUCUGCGGGAAUAUACGUGAGCGAACUCAAUGGUAACGUGUGAAGUCCAUGUUGAUGAGGAGUUACAGUUCUGGAGAAGAACGAAAAGCUGACUUUCAUUCAGGGGGAAGACCUUUUUUCCGUGGUUUCACGUGGUCUGGCGAACUCGUUCUACCAUCGCCUCCUCCCCCCCCGGCGGGCACGGCGUCUUCCUGUGAGGGUCGAAGGCGAAUGCCUGUGAGACGGGGACAGAACAACGAGAGAAAAAACGCUAAUGCCUGCCACAGGGACACAAGCAGUGGCACCAUGCAUGAGGCGAGGAAAUUUUCGCCGAGGAGUGACAGGAGGACGUGCAUUCAUUUAAUCUCGGACACGAGACGUCGAACACAGCGACCUGCAUUCAUUGACGACUGCCGUAAACCUUGCUACCUUUUUUCCAUUUGGUGCCAUCUCUUGUAUUCGACGUGAUAUGUCGAAACAGCUGAACGUGACAAUCAUCAGCGUAUGUGGAUUUGUAGAUAUACACUUAUCGAUGUGUAGUUCUGGCAAAAGAGGCACCACGCGCUGCCGCCCGUGGUCGUACGAAGGUACAGUGCACACAUGUGUUGGCAUUCGCAUAUGUAUGUGAAUCAGGUGUACACUAAAUGUGGGAAACAGUAAACACGGCGUCAGUCGGUGGCAUCCGAAAUGCAAUGCCCUUGAUAUGAACAAAUGCAAUUUCCUCGCAACAGAUUCGUGGGACUUUGCGUUGACAAUCACGUUUCCUUGGUCGUCUGCGAUACCAAACACUUAUUCCGAUUUGCAAACACCCUUUACCAGGUUGGAUAAAUCGCACGUAGUACUUACACUGGAGUCGGAGGAUCCUAGCCUCGUUGACGGGGAUGAAUCUCUGUCCGUCAAGAGAGACACUGCAAACGGCGAAGACAAAAUCUUCAGACGUCUCUACUUGUUCCUCUUCCAGGGUCAAUGCGGGGAAAGUGAGCUCUGGAGUAACAAACUGGUACAGAAAGAAAAACGAAAAAACCCAGCACACGAUGGUGAAUUCUUGCACUCGCGGUUUCUCGGUUUUUGAAGCUUGUUUUCCGGUAUGGGAGACUGAGACGGCAAGCAGGAGUGAAGUGUUGAGCCUCUCUUGAUCGCCGCCCGUCCUCAGACUGACAAUUUUAUCAGUUCUCUUUUCUUACUGUGAGUGUUGGAUCCCGUGGUUUUUCAUCUGCGGCUUCCAAACCAGAGUUUUCUGCUUUUUCUCUUCUUCUUGCCCGCAAUGUAGGGCCGCCGCUAGAGGUCGCAUUUCUUCCUGCUGCGCUUCCAGUUUGCUCUCGAGGUCCACCGAGUCCAACUGCAGGGGUUUUCCCCUCUUGGCCUCCCCCUGUAAAGUUUGCCAUUCCAGGAAUACCUGCCCCACCUCCCGGCACAGCUUUUGUUUUUGCGCGAGCCCCUGCGCUGUUUGCUGUCGCAGACCCAGCUUUCCCCCUCUGACUAUCGGUCGCACGGGACCCUGCAGGUUUCCUCUUUACUCGGUUUGGAUCGGGCAGCAGCGUGAGCGGCUGCGGGUCUACAUCUAUUACGGCUGGCAGAUAAAGAACACGUUCGACUGCUUGUUCUGGAGGUGAAGCAACUUCAUGCGCAGAGCUCAUGGUGGACGGAGUGUAGUUGUCUGUAUCGGUGGAUGAGGAAACUGCAGCAACAGGAGACAUCUCGUCAUGAAGGCACGAAAGAAAGUCUCGUGCAGCCGGAUUGCCAGACCGAAGAAUAGUAAGCCGAACUUGAGCGCUGUUGCUUGCGAUCGCUGACUGGACAGAGACAACGAUAUGAGUCUGGGGAGACAUGACAUUGUCCAGAUCUACAUCGAACAGAUCUCCGUUUUCCGAGAUGGUGUAUGCAAUGACAUGCUGUGUGCACAGAUCUGGACUAUAAUACGUGAAAACGGCCG